Ylistrum balloti is the source of this 1560-nucleotide messenger RNA. Its product is annotated as cytochrome P450 3A24-like. Gene Ontology annotation, molecular function: oxidoreductase activity, acting on paired donors, with incorporation or reduction of molecular oxygen; monooxygenase activity; iron ion binding. The transcript is spliced from 13 exons. The record is from RefSeq and is a predicted model, not a curated record. The coding region runs from base 1 to 1560 and encodes 519 amino acids. NCBI's taxonomy places the organism in Eukaryota, Metazoa, Mollusca, Bivalvia, Pectinida, Pectinidae.
AUGCUGUCUACCGUGCUCUGUGUGAUUGCGUUGGCUCUCCUCGUUGCAUUUUACAGGCAACGAAGAGAGAAAAUGCAAGUGUUUGGUCGGAUGGGGAUUCCCGGCCCAAGACCACAUUUCUUAUUUGGAAAUCUACUUUCCUUUUUCCGUAAAAGUUUUUAUAUAAAAUACCAAGAAUGGUACAGAGAGUAUGGGAAAACAUUUGGGUACUUUGAGGGCCCCACUGCGGUUCUGGUGACUACCAAUAUGGAACUUUUACACGAAGUAUUCGUCAAACAGUUUAAGAAAUUUCAUGCGAGAAAAGUUUUUCCAGUUCAGGUAGAUCCUGACAGGGAUGAAAAUGUCCACAUGUUCUUUGCUAGAGGCGAGCGAUGGCGACGUCUUAGAUCCAUCAUCAAUCCAGCCUUCAGUACGACGAAAAUGCGUAAUAUGACGCCGAUGAUAAACACUCGAAUUGAUCAUCUCAUGGCGGUGGUGGAUACGUAUGGACGAAACGAUGACGAUUUCGAUGUGUAUGACGUUUUCCAAAGACUAACUAUGGAUACAAUAGCGGAAUGUGGACUUGGUCUUGAAAAUAGCUCUCUAAAAAAUCCAGACGAUUGUUGGCUUAAACACUCCAGGAAAGUAAUUACGGACACAACGAAACGUCCUUUUCUCUUUCUUCUCGGAUUUAUUUUCCCUAAGUUCCACGAGUUAUGGAUCACAAUUUACAAGCUACUGGGCUAUCUAUCGUUUAAUCCUGUUUUUUGGUUAGAAGAGAAGAUCAAAGAAAUCGUCAAUGAAAGAAAGGAUUUACAGGUAAAUAAAGUUGACCUUCUCCACUUGAUGUUGAACUCCGAGUAUGACCCUAACACUGGUAUCGAGGAGUUAGACGCAGCAAAUAAGAUGGUUAGGAAGAGACUUCUGACUACGGAGGAGCUGACAGCCCAAUCUCUCCUGUUCCUGUUGGCAGGGUAUGAGACAACUAGCACUACCCUCGCGUAUAUUGUAUACGAAAUGGCUGUCAAUCAGAAAGUACAGACAACACUCCAGGAGGAAAUAGACAGAUAUUUUCCUGACCAGGCAGACAAUCCGAGCUAUGAUGCCAUCCAACGAAUGGAGUAUCUCGACAUGGUUUGGUGUGAAACUCUUAGAAAAUGCCCCCUUGCUAGCACUGUUGUUGCCCGUGAAUGCAUGGAGAAUUGCAUAAUUGAGGGUAUCAAGUUAACCAAAGGGAUGCUUAUACAUGCUAAUGUUUGGGCUCUUCACUAUAAUGCGGAGCUGUGGGGAGAGGAUCCGGAUCAAUUUGUGCCCGAAAGGUUUUCAGCCGAAAGAAAGAGGAAGAGAAAUCCAAUGGCUUGGAUGCCCUUUGGGAGUGGACCUCGAGCAUGUGUGGGUCUCCGAUUGGCCCAAUUACAAGGGAAAAUGGCAAUGAUUAGACUAUUUAAGAAUUACAGAAUUGUACCGUCCGAGAAGCUCUCAAUCCCUUUGAAGUAUGUUGAGGGAGCUACAAUCAUACCUAAAAACGGCGUGCCUAUAAAGGUGUAUAGACGUAACAUUGAUGACAGCAGAGGAACUUAA